AUGGCGUAUCAGGACAUCCGUUACAAGCUAAACCAGCUUAAACCGCGAUGUCAUAACCAUGGUCCCAAAUCCAAGAUGUUCUUUAACAAAAUCCACCAACUUAUACUUGAAUCAACACUUCUGUACUACCUGCAAGAAAAGGAAACACAGAAGGGAAAAAGGAAGGGGUAUCUUGCUCCAGUAACUCAACACCCUGGAUGUAUCCGCGCAUCACUGCACACACCCCCGUGGUACAAAGCGCCACAUCGCUGUCCGCCUCUCUUUCAAGACGCCUGGCUCGUCAAGCCACCGACGAUGGAUUGGGGUAAGAGAAACCUUUAUCUACCCCACAUCCAGCAAACACCAACACCAAGCAAGAGGAUCCACUAUGGUGCGCCACACGCCUUCCACAAUCCCUCCACCUUACCUGUGUUGCACGAAGCACAGAGGUGCACUCUUAAUCCUCACGGCUUGAGCUUGCGGCGGCAGAUCGGAAGCUCCGACGAUGAUGGCUGCGACUUCCGGUGGUGCUCGGAUCACAUGGUGGUGAAGGUGGUGGCCGGCGGUGAUGAUCGGUGGUCUCCGACAUUGGCUCCGUCAUGGCUCACGGAAUUCGUCCCGAAUUCUACGACCACCAUAGAUCUCCGCUGUAACUCUCUCACAAGGCACAAAGCUCAAGAACAGAACGCUGCUCGAAAGUUUCUCGAAAGGCACUAA
Microthlaspi erraticum is the source of this 696-nucleotide messenger RNA. The record is from the annotation of a GenBank genome assembly. NCBI's taxonomy places the organism in Eukaryota, Viridiplantae, Streptophyta, Magnoliopsida, Brassicales, Brassicaceae.